Molecule: messenger RNA, 4730 nt
Organism: Musca domestica (house fly)
Lineage: Eukaryota; Metazoa; Arthropoda; Insecta; Diptera; Muscidae
Gene: mtd
Product: TLD domain-containing protein 2
Exons: 17
Coding region: 205-4206 (1333 amino acids)
Biological process (GO): response to oxidative stress
Cellular component (GO): nucleus
Source: RefSeq, a predicted model, not a curated record
CAAAACCUUUUAAGUUUUUUUAAUGCAAACUUAAACGCCUGGGACGUUUUAUUUUUUUGUUUUUUGUUAUGUGAUUUGUGAUUUUACAAAACUUAACGAAAAAAUAAAUAUUCAACUACCCGGAUUUAAUCACGGAUUUUAUUUAACCCGAAAAAAACGUAACAAAGUGUAUCAACCUGGUAUUGUGAAUUGCCGCCGUACAAAAUGAGUGCCAUCGACAGUGGAAAAUAUCGCCUGAAAAAAGAUUGGGCCAGUGUCUCGAUACCAUCAUUGGUCGAUAUCGACGAACAUGCUGACGACGAAACCGAAAGUGGAAUAAAUAUCACCGAACCAUCAUUGCCACCACAAAAGCCGCCCAGACGGAGUUCAUUGGCAUUGGGUUUGUUUUCCAGUAAAUCGGAUAAAAGUCAGAAGAGACGUAGCUCCAUUGCGGUUUCUUUCUUUCGACGUGAUAGUAAUAAGCAUUCAUCCAAAGAUUCCUAUGAAUCGGCCGUAAAACAUGAAAAAAGUGAUGGCUCAAACACACCCAUAUCACCUGACAUUGUUUACAGCUCGGAAGAGAACAUUCGUGCCUCGUCGCCAAAUGAACCCGGUAAGGUAACAUAUUUUGAUGAUGGCACCAAUGUUCGCACAGCUGUCAAGGGUAUUGGCAUCACCAGCAGUCCAUAUGAUACGCCCAUCGACAGAGAGCGUAAUCGUCGCCGACGUACAUCGCUACAAACAAAAUUAGAUAGACGUCGUCGCAAGAAUUUCGAAGUCAGCUUUUCCACACUCGAACAGAGUACGGGAAUCGGUUCACAAAGUGAUUUGACCAAUGAUAGUACCACAGGCAUCGGCUCGUCCACAGGCGAUAUGAGCUAUGAUGAAGUCGAUCCCAAUCAUUCGGCCUAUUUUCCAAGGCAAAAACGCCAUUCAUGGUGGAAUAUUUUCGUACCAGAGAACAUUAAAAACAGGUCACGUAGGGCUAGUCAAGAUGUAUCGCUUAUGUCACGCAGUUUUGACAAUUUAUCAAUUCCAGUACGCCGGAGUAAAUCACGCAGUGUUGAUCACGGCCUUGCGGCGCCAUUCGAUUUAGAUUCGUUGCGUUCAAAAGUGGAAGGGCGCUUCGAAAGUGUUGACAGAUUAUCAAAUGAACGCAAAAAAUCUUCACUACCCACUAUACCCACCAUCAACUAUACGGUGGGCAAUCGUGACACCUUGACAUCGGUUGCAGCCCGUUUCGAUACGACCCCAUCGGAGUUGACACAUUUGAAUCGUUUAAACAGUUCGUUCAUCUAUCCGGGUCAACAGCUGUUGGUUCCCGACAAGAGUGCCAAGGAUAAUGUAUCGACCAGUUCAACAGACGAUAAAGCAGGAGGUUCAAGUGCAUCCGGCAAAUCGAGUCCAGUUGAUCGUAAAUUAUCUGUCGAAGAACAAAAUGCUGAUGAUAUUUUGGAUAGUUUACGUCCUGGUUCACCAAAGCCGGGCCAUAUUGAACGCGUCGAUCCAGCAGGUCGUGCAGAUGGCGGUAAUGAUCCGGUCAUUACACAACGUUUCCUUAAAAUCAAUGUACGUCACAUCACCGAUGGCCAGGGUGUUGUGGGCGGAGUUCUAUUGGUAACACCAAAUGCUGUUAUGUUCGAUCCCAAUGUCUCCGAUCCAUUGGUCAUCGAGCAUGGUCCAGAAAGUUACGGUGUUAUAGCACCAAUGGAAUUGUGCGUAAAUGCUGCCAUAUUUCAUGAUAUUGCUCAUAUGCGGGUAUCGGGUGGAGUCACAGUUGACUCCGAUGCAACAGAAAAACCUGAAAUUUAUUAUCCCAAAUCAGUAUUAGAUGCCCAAAAGGCCAAAGAAGGUGGAGAAGAAGGUGCAGAUGCCGUAGACGGCAAGAAAUCGUCGGAGGAUGAUAAUGAAAAAGACAAAGAGGAACAGCAACAAGAAAAAGUUAAAACUGAUGACCAAGAAUCCAUUUGUUCGGAGGUAGUAGAUGUUGUCAACAGUAAUUUUGGUCAAUUUAAAAAUGAUUUGUUUUAUUUGCAGAAGCAUGAUGAAAAAUCUACGGAAGCCAAAGAAAGUUCGAAGACUGAUGGUGAUGGUGCCAGCACUGGUACCAACGAGACCGAGGAUGAUGAAGCCAAAAAAAAUCUCAACGUAAGCGAUUCUCGUAGCACCUUAGAAGAGAGGCGUAAAAGUCUAUUGGAUCAUCACUGGGCAAUACCCAGUAAAGAUAGAUUAUGUUUAUCUAAUUCCCGAAGAUCGUCGGAAGAUGAGGGUGACAAUGAAUCGAAUACGACGGCUGACAGUGGCGCUCGUGGUCAGGAACCACACUCGGCCACAUCAUCGAUCAGCGGUAUCAUGGCCAAUUUAGCCGGUGGCGUAGUAAAUCCCGCCGAUUUGGAACAAUUGGAACAGCUGUCGAAGCAAUCGUGCUAUGACUCUGGCAUCGAUAUACGUGAUCCCAUACCAAAUGUUCAACCCAUACCAAAGAAAACAGUAUAUAGUGAUGCCGAUAUUGUAUUAAGUUCUGACUGGGUACCACCAAAGCCAAUAUCAUCGAUUACGCCACUUGGUGAAUCGCCACCACGUACAAGUGGCUUAGAUGCCGGUGCAGUAGCUGGGGCCCGCAAAAAGACAUCGAGCGUUAGCUUCAGUGUGGAUGAUAACAAUGAGAAUCAAGCGGCGGCGACGGCGGCCCAGGCUCAAAAUCAAGCAGAUAAGAAUGCAGCCGAAAAGAAAAAUAAGAUGUUGAAACGUUUGUCUUAUCCCUUGACAUGGGUUGAAGGUCUUACUGGUGAUGGUGCUGCUCCAACUUCUGGUGGCAGUGUGGGCAAAUCACAAGACACUGAGUCGGCUCCCAACACUGGAGACUCAAAUCAAAGUGUAUUCUCAAAAGUAUUCUCAAGUUCGCCCAUUACUUUGGUCUCAGAGUUGGGUGGCAAUUUAUUUUCCAAAACACCGUCCGAAGAUUCGAGUGGCUCUCCGGUGCCACCACUGACACCACAUUCUACUCAUUCUGAGGGUCAUUAUUCGACUGGACGUUCCUCAAUUGGCACCUUCAUACGUCCACUAUCUUCGGAGGGCACUUCAUCUACUACAAAAUUAAAGGAUACCAAACCACAGCCUAAAUUGGAUUAUCGUUCUAUGGUUUCAGUAGAUGACAAACCAGGUCUUUUUGUCAGUGUUGACAAACUUAUACCAAGACCAGCUCGUGCUUGCCCAGACCCACCAUUGUAUUUGCGCUUGCGCAUGGGCAAACCGAUAGGUAAAGCCAUACCAUUGCCAACAUCGGUAAUGUCGUAUGGCAAAAAUAAAUUACGACCAGAAUAUUGGUUUAGUGUACCUAAAAAUCGUGUUGACGAACUAUACCGUUUCAUAAAUACCUGGGUUUCACAUCUUUAUGGUGAAUUGGAUGAGGAACAAAUUAAAGCCCGUGGCUUUGAAUUAAUACAAGACGACACCGAAUGGACACAAAGUGGCACCACAAAGUCCGGAACACGUACCGGCAGUCAGGAGGGUGAAGAAAUGAGCGAUCUUACCCGCGAAUCAUGGGAGCUAAUUAAGGCUCCAUUUGCCAAGACCUACAACAUUAUUAAAACGGCAUCACAUGCCGCAUCUGCUGAUUUGGAUUUAUUGAGCGGCGAGGUGCUGUCUAUGAGCAAUGAUGAUUAUCGCAAAUCAUCAAUAUUCCAAACAGGAUCGUUUGAUUUAGAUUUUCCAAUACCAGAUCUGAUUGGAACAACAGAAAUCCUAACAGAAGAGCAUCGUGAAAAACUAUGUGGACAUUUACCCGCACGCGCUGAAGGUUACUCUUGGUCAUUGGCCUUUAGCACAUCUCAACAUGGAUUCUCAUUAAAUUCAUUAUAUCGUAAAAUGCAGAGACUCGAAAGCCCCAUACUGAUAGUUAUAGAAGACACAGAACACAACGUGUUUGGAGCUUUAACGUCAUGUUCCCUGCAUGUAUCAGAUCACUUCUAUGGUACCGGCGAAUCACUUUUGUAUAAAUUCAAUCCCAGCUUUAAAGUAUUCCAUUGGACGGGUGAAAAUUUAUACUUCAUCAAAGGCAAUGUUGAAAGUUUGUCAAUUGGUGCUGGCGAUGGUCGUUUUGGUCUGUGGCUUGAUGGUGAUUUAAAUCAAGGUCGUUCUCAAUCCUGCAGUACAUAUGGCAAUGAACCAUUGGCGCCUCAAGAAGAUUUUGUUAUAAAAACACUCGAAUGCUGGGCAUUUGUUUAAGCAACUAAUACAAAUAACAUGAAACAACAACAACAACAAUAACACUAUUAUUAACAACAUUAUCUUCAAAGAACCUAUAAAGGAAUUUCAUUGUCUUUUUUGUGUAUCUUUGUAAAUGUGAAACAAAAAGCGGUGAUGAUAAUGCUGCUGGGUACACAUGGUCAUCAUCUGUUAAACACAGCAACAACAACAACCACCAACUUUAAAAGAUUUAAAGAAACCCAACAACAGCAACAAAACUACAUCAUUAGAUAUCUUUUAGCUAAAACUAUUCAACUGCAACUAAAAGCAAAAAACAGCAGCAGCAACAACAGAGUUUACACUGUCAACACUUUCAUACAUCCAAAACAAGACAAAAAGGUGAAGAAAAACUAAAACACAGAAGGAGUAAAACGAAGAAAGUAAUCCCCUUCCCCCCAUUAAUAAAUUAUUGAAUUGAAACAAAUCUAAACUAAACUAAUAACAAGGAAAACAAAAGCAAAAGAUAAAAUUAAUUUAUAUUAAAAAAAAAAACAUAAAACAAA